AUGGCGGCCGUUUACAAGACCAUGUCGAAGAAGAACGCUCGCAGACUUGCGAAGGAAGAAGAGGAGGAGGACGAGGAUAUUCAAAUGGAGGAUCUUCUCAGCGACGAAGAUAGCACCGACAGCGAAGAGGACGAGGACGAAGAUGCGGCGAAUGUCGCCAAACAGCAGCUUGCUUCUGGAUUUAUGCCCAAGUCUCGCGUUCUGAUGCUUACUUCUCGAGGUGCUUCCUAUCGCCACCGACACUUGCUCUCAGAUCUGGCCGGUCUACUUCCCCAUGCCUGCAAAGAGACCAAGCUCGACACGAAGAAGAAGACGGCCGGUUACAAUAUGCUGCUCAACUCCCUCGCGGACCUUCACUCCUGCAACGUGAUCUUCUUCCUCGAGGCCCGCAAGCGCGGCCAAGAUCUGUACCUGUGGCUGUCUCGUCCCCCCAACGGCCCCACGCUGAAGUUCCAUGUCAACAACCUGCACACUAUGGGUGAGCUGAACGCCGGUUUCAGCGGGAAUUGCCUGAAGGGCGGCCGCGGCCUCGUGGUGUUCGACCAGUCCUUCGACGAACAGGGCCCCGAGAUGAGCAAGCCCGGCAACGAGUACCGUGGCCUGGUGCGUGAGAUGCUGCGCGGCGUGUUCUGCGUCCCCAAGCGCGGUGUCAAGGGCAUGAAGCCGUUCAUCGAUCGCAUCAUUGGCAUCUUCGGCGUUGAUGGAAAGAUCUGGAUCCGUGUCUACGAGAUCCGGGAGGUGGAAGCGGGGGCUAAGAAGCCGGAGGAUGGCGAGGCGAAGCCCGCUCCCAAAGGCAAGGAUGCGCAGCCGGAGGUGUCUCUCGUUGAGGUUGGGCCGCGCUUCGUCUUGACGCCCAUCGUCAUCCUGGAGGGCAGCUUCGGCGGUCCGGUCAUCUACGAAAACAAGGAAUACGUCAGCCCCAACCAGGUCCGUUCCGAGAUCCGCGUGAGCAAGGCAGCUCGCCACGUCAACCAACCAGCCAUGUCAUUCAACAUUCUAGCCACAGAGCUCCUGCUCCACAUAUUUCGCUCCUGCGAAAGCAUCCACGACGUAUUGAACCUUGCAUUGACCACCCGACGCCUCCACCACGUCUACCGUCAUUCCAACAAGCUCCAGCUCCUCGCAGAUGUAGCCGAAAGGGAAUUCGGUCCCCUCCACGACAUCGCCCAGAUCGUAACGCAAAACCAAAGCCAGCCCGCACACGUCGCCCGGACGGCGCCGAUCUCAGACCCGAUGCUGAAGCAAAUGGUGCGGAUAGGACGGGUCGCGCAGAAAUGGGAAACCAUCUACCCCGUCAAGAAGUGGAGGAUCGACUACGAGAAUCGCCGCUCCCUGACGUCUCUAGAGCGGUUUCGUCUACGCCGCGCACUCUACCGUCUUUGGCUGUAUCACCGCGCGUUCCACACGCGCGCCUACGACCGCUUCUCGCGCAACCUGCGCGCCGUUGUGCACGAGCGCGCCCAGCUCCUGCAUAACUGGUCGCCGGGGGAGCUGGCGGAGAUUGAGGACGUGCGGGCCGUCGUCGGGGAUGUCGUGCAGAACCACAUCUGCCCCAGCAACGGGACCAUCCAGCGCAAGUUCCGCAAGCGAUACCCCGAGGGCAACCACCAGCUGGCGUUCAACAUCCACCUCAACUACCCCAGCCCCGACCCCGGGUCGACAUUUGGUCCCGACAAGCGCGCUGAGCAGCCCUUCUACUCGGCGCACCCGUCGACCACAAGGGAAUCACCCGCCAAGUAUCGAUCCCGGUUCCGGAACGACCUGUUCCAUGACCCCGGGGCUGAGGGCUGGGGCGACGAGAUCCCGCAUUACUACGUCGUGCAGGACAUGAUGAAGCUGGAUCCGGGACAGGUGCUGUGGCUGCGGGAGUAUGCGCCGAUGAAGGAGCAGGUGGAGGUCUUCGUGCAGAGUCUGGGGGAGUGGUUCCGGGACAAUGGGGAGACGUUUGGGGAUACGUUGGAGUGGGUGAUGGCGGAGAGGGGGGAGGAUGUUGGAGAGUUUCGCGCUGCGAUUGCUGGCCGAGAGGUGGGAGUUGUGCGAGUAGAUAGUUGA
This is a messenger RNA of Aspergillus candidus, 2052 nucleotides long. RefSeq names its product Brix-domain-containing protein. Bases 1 to 2052 code for a protein of 683 amino acids. The transcript has 3 exons. The record is from RefSeq and is a predicted model, not a curated record. Gene Ontology annotation, cellular component: nucleolus. Lineage: Eukaryota; Fungi; Ascomycota; Eurotiomycetes; Eurotiales; Aspergillaceae. Gene Ontology annotation, molecular function: rRNA binding. Gene Ontology annotation, biological process: rRNA processing; ribosomal large subunit assembly.